Mycena indigotica is the source of this 636-nucleotide messenger RNA. Its product is annotated as Lactamase-B domain-containing protein. Lineage: Eukaryota; Fungi; Basidiomycota; Agaricomycetes; Agaricales; Mycenaceae. The transcript has 2 exons. The coding region runs from base 1 to 636 and encodes 211 amino acids. The record is from RefSeq and is a predicted model, not a curated record.
AUGCCCCCCCUCCCCGCCCCGUCGCCCGACCAGCCAUACAUGCACGUCUCCGCGCUGGAGGCGGGCACGAUCCAGCUGCCCAUGGACUUCAUCGUGCAGGGCGCCGCGCACGCGUACAAGCGCUGCCCGUCGCUCGCGUUCUACCUGCGGCACUCCGCGUCGGCGCGCGACCUGGUCUUCGACCUCGGCCUGCGCAAGGACCUGGGCUCGUACCCGCCCGCGGUCCAGGCACACUACCUCGACGCACACACGGGGCGCAUGCACUGUGCGGUCCCGCAGGACGCCGCGGAGUCGUGCGUCCGCGGCGGCGUCGACCCGGCGAAAGUUGAGAGGGUGGUCAUCAGCCAUCUGCAUUUCGACCACAUCGGAGACCACACCCCGUUCUCCGCCGCGACCUUCCUCAUCGGGGGCGACGGCGAGGCGACGUUGGCCGACGGCUACCCGGGGAACCCCGCCGCCUUCAGCCUCUCGGCAUCGGUCCCGCGCGAGCGCACCCUCUUCCUCACCCGCGCGGCGCACCUCACCGCGCGGCGCACCUCACCGCGCCGCUCGGCCCGUUCCCGGCGGCGCACAACGUCUUCGGCGACGGCGCCGCGUACGUCAUCGACACGCCGGGCCACUGCGCGGGCCACGUGA